Messenger RNA from Aspergillus ibericus CBS 121593, 597 nucleotides. RefSeq lists its product as uncharacterized. The coding region runs from base 1 to 597 and encodes 198 amino acids. Lineage: Eukaryota; Fungi; Ascomycota; Eurotiomycetes; Eurotiales; Aspergillaceae. The transcript is spliced from 3 exons. The record is from RefSeq and is a predicted model, not a curated record.
AUGCGGGGCUCACCUAGUUCUGGCUCUAAGCCAGACAAAACCAUGUCUUCGCGGUUGCUGACGAUGAAGUUCAUGCAACGCGCUGCCGCCACCAAUGCUGCUCGUGAAGCCUCUCAGCCGACAUCCACGGAUGAUUCCAAAGUGUCCACUCCCCCGAAGCGGCAGAGACUCUCUAUCGGCCCGACCGACAGCCCCAGCACGCCUCAGUCAGAUCUUGAUGCGAUUUCGGCGGCCCUAGCGGAAGAGGAAGAAAAGCGCAGGGAAGCACUUGCCCGUCAGGCUCAAGACUCGGGUGACACCGAAUGGGUGCUGGACUAUAGUGCGCCGGUGGCUCAAUAUGCGCCGCCGCCGUUUGUUGUCGCGGAUGGAUCGCUGGAUGCGGAUGACGAUGAUAUCGGCGGUGGUCGACAGGCUUAUGGAAAUUUCAAACGGAAGAAGAGGACAGUGACUGGCGAGACCGACGACGAAGCUGAAGACGACGGCUCGAUUAAAAAGGAAAACAAGCCACGAGUCAAAGUGUCACAACUUACAAGCAUCUCGGGCGGACGACACGGAACAGUAGGAGACGACAAGAAGAAGAAACGGAAACAUAAAUAA